AUGGAGAAAAAGAUGGAGAAGUUGCUGGAAAGGUCAACCAAGUCUACAAGGAAGGCGACAGGCCUAAGGUAUGAUGACCUGUGCAUGCACCCGGAUCUAGACCUACAAGAAGGGUUCAAGAUCCCGAAGUUCAAGAUGUUCAAUGGGACAGGGAACCCCAAACCACACCUCAAUUCAUACUGUGAACAGUUAGUCGGAGUAAAGAAGAAUGAACCCCUGAUCAUACGAUUGUUCAGUCGCAGCUUGACAAGUGAGGCCGUAGAAUGGUUCGCCACCCAGGACAUGCGACAGUGGCUCCGUUGGGAAGAUAUGGCAGAAUCCUUCAUGGAGAGGUUUCGGUUCAAUAUCGAGAUCGUGCCAGACCGCUACUACCUUGAAAAGGUCAAGCAAAAAUCCAUGGAAAAUUACGGAGAAUUCGCCAGCAGAUGGAGGGCUGAAGUGGCCCGCGUGCAGCUGGCCAUGAACGAGGGGGAGCUCGUUUUCGUGUUUAUCAGGUCACAAGAGCCAGAUUUCUAUGAUAGGAUGUUGUCGAUGGCUGGAAGACCGUUUUCCGAGUUGGUGAAAAUGGGAGAAGCCAUAGAAGAUAGCCUUUAG
Molecule: messenger RNA, 594 nt
Organism: Lycium ferocissimum
Lineage: Eukaryota; Viridiplantae; Streptophyta; Magnoliopsida; Solanales; Solanaceae
Exons: 1
Coding region: 1-594 (197 amino acids)
Source: RefSeq, a predicted model, not a curated record